Molecule: messenger RNA, 1150 nt
Organism: Sinocyclocheilus anshuiensis
Lineage: Eukaryota; Metazoa; Chordata; Actinopteri; Cypriniformes; Cyprinidae
Product: cullin-4B-like
Exons: 1
Coding region: 628-1065 (145 amino acids)
Source: RefSeq, a predicted model, not a curated record
UUUAAAUGUAAUGAUAUUGAAAGUUUAGCUUGGAUGGUGUAAUUCACAAACACUAUUCUUAUUUAAUAUAGUACAGAGUGCAAGUGUUUUCAAGAGUUUUGAGACUGCUCUGCGCAUGAUGUAUUGUCGCCCCCUGAUGGAGAAGACCGGAAACGUCAGGCCUCGCGCUUAACCAACGCGCCUCAACAGCAGCUGCGCAACGGUGGGAAGUACUUCCGGCGGGUCAGCGUCGCCUCUUAGAAAAGUUACUAUUUCCCCGCGGACUUUUCCUCAAACCUAAAAUACUAGUCUAUCUCCCGAGCGCAAAGACGGCGUCUGGCAGAAUGCUUUAACGCAAACAGCCCUCGGAGAAAAACAGUUUGUAAUCCAACGGACUUUGUGCAGCGCGCCGGAGUGCGCGCGAGCGAGAGGAAGCAGUAUUCAACCAUCUUUCCUCUGCUGGCAAUAACAAGAACAGAGAAGGGUCCAAGUGGGGCUGCACUUCUCAAUUUAUCCUCCUUUUCUCCUUAUUUAUACUCGGAGCCGCGAGGUUGCACGUCCCCCGACCGAGACCGAGGAAUAUAAAGCGUCCACACCCGGGAUCGUAGCAUUAGUAGAUUAGCAAUUUGAUUUGGUAUUUCUUUUUUCAUGUUUCCAACAGGUUUACCUUCCCCUAAUCCCCCACCGCCAGCCCAAGAGCCCAGACCGGCUGCUUCUGAUGUUCACAACGACUGUAGCUUAACGUCUUCUAAGAAGAGGAAAAUUAACAGUUCCGAGAAGGAAGACAUUGAUUCAAUAUCUUCGUCUCCUAAAGCCAUUUGUAAUUCCUCCUCCACAACGUCCAGCUCACAGCAGCAGCAGCACAUCCAGAAGAAGUUGAGGUUCGAGGAUCCGCUGGAUGUGAAGAUGGCCGAGGAGUCGUGUAACUCUGCUGAAUCGUGUUCAAAGGCGAGAAAUGUGUUCCUGCCCGGAGGUGUCGGGCAUCAUGCUAACGGACUGACCAAGUCUGCGGGAUCCGCCACCUUCUCCAACAGCAAACCCGGUGCUGCGAAGAAACUUGUUAUCAAGAACUUUAAAGGUAGGUGAAGAGACUGCGGUCCCCCUCGUCUAAUUUGAAACAUCUUGGGCUGUCUCAAAACUUAGCGAGCUGUAUGCCUAAACGGCAUUUUGG